UAAAUAGGGGAGAAGCAGGCACAUGAGCAGAGCUCUGCGAGGAGGACACCCCCAGGUACACCCGCUGCCCGCUGCUGCAGAGAUGGUGCACGCAACCCCCUUCCUCCUGGUGCUCAGCCUGGCCAUGGUGGCCCCAGUCCUCUCCACAAGAAAGUGCACGUUGACCGGGCGCUGGAUCAAUGACCUGGGCUCCAACAUGACCAUCAUGGCCGUGAAUGAGAAAGGUGAAUUCCUCGGCUCCUACCACACGGCUGUGACAGCCACUGGCAACGAGAUCAAAGUGUCACCGCUGCAGGGGUCCCAGCACCGCACGAACAAGAACAGCAAGGCCACCUUUGGCUUCACUGUCAACUGGAGCUUUUCAGACUCCAUCACUGUGUUCACGGGCCAGUGCUUUGUGGAUGAGGAAGGAAAGGAGGUCUUGAAGACGAUGUGGCUCCUGCGGUCAAAUGUGGACAGCAUCAAGGACGACUGGAAAGCCACCAUGGUCGGCACCUCCAUCUUCACCCGCAUCCAGUGAUGGGGAUGGAGAUUGGAGCUGCUUGGAUCCUGCUGUCCCACCUGCAUUCCUGAGGCUCUCCACUGUCCUGGUCCUGGGCUGGGCUCCUGCUUGCUCCCGGUAUCCUGGCUGGAAACACACCCUCACCCUGUGCUGCUUCCUCCCAGUGCUUCCCAGUGUCCCUUCCCAAAGCUUGCUGCCCCCAUACAUGGAGCUGAAUAAACCUUUCUGUGCCUGGCAAA
This is a messenger RNA of Neopsephotus bourkii (Bourke's parrot), 741 nucleotides long. Its product is annotated as avidin-like. Bases 23 to 520 code for a protein of 165 amino acids. The record is from RefSeq and is a predicted model, not a curated record. Gene Ontology annotation, molecular function: biotin binding. NCBI's taxonomy places the organism in Eukaryota, Metazoa, Chordata, Aves, Psittaciformes, Psittacidae. The transcript has 4 exons.